AUGGAAACGCCAAACAGGAGUUGCACCUAUUCCUUCGGCGACAAUGGAACUACUGCUACACAUUUUCGUGGCGAGAAAGUUGGCUACUGUGUGGAUCACCCAUCUAUCCCCCAGCCUUACGAAGUCGUUGAUCGAAUCACUACGUUUCUAUCCACGGCCAAUGACCCGGACCACAAUAUCGGUUUCUACCCUGAUCUAGCAUGGCUAGGCAAUGGUGUUGACAGUGCAUCCGCAACGUUCAUCGAUAGUCGAUGGCCUGUCUUUACUGUUGGUGGAAACAGUGGAAAGUUCGAAAUCCAGUACUGUAUUUCUAAAGGCGUUGUCUAUCAGACAUUUCUCUUCGACGGUGCGAAGCCUCCGAUGGGAUUGAAGACCAAUUUCCUCAUUCGUCAGCUGGAGUUUGCCGAUCGCGACAACGUAUUCAAUAAGGCUGAGGAGAAUGACGAUUGUUACAACACUGAACUCUCAUCGCCUGGGUUGCAUCAUAUCAAGCGAUGGCAUGAAAAGGAAGAGAAUAGCAAACAUGUUGCUCUGUUUAUCUCUGCGUACAUGGGCAAGUCCGCCAUAUCUUUUGUAGAAGACUUCCUGUACAGUGGAGAAAAUGAGGACGUGGAAGAUGAGAGCCAGGCCCAUUGCAUGGUCUGGCCUGAAAGUACUGUAACCGCCACGAUAACAUUCGUCUACUCUUUGGAAUUGAUCAAUGACAAAUCCAUCAAAUCGCCCACAAACACAGUCCAUAUUUCUAUACCAUGGAGACUUCCUGACCAACCGAUUCCUGACAACCCUUGCUUCACCGGGCUUCCUCACCUUAACCGCCUCUUGAGCCGUAACUUGGAACACAUACUAUCAGUCUGCAGCAUUCCAGUAUAUACUGAUACAAGCGAUGAAACGGACCACCCAGCUAUUGCCUUGACAUGUGGAGAUGUAGACAAUCAUCGUGUUGCAACUGCUGCGAGUUUCUAUUGCUUCCAAUUACUACUUCUAGCACUAAAGCAUUUCGAAUCCUUGCCACUACACAGUGAGGGAACAUGUGCGGAUGUACAGAGGUGCUAUACAUGUUCUAUGGUGCGACGCAUUCGCAAGGUCCUUAACGGUCAUUUGAAAUGGAUCUUUGGAAGAGAAUAUAGAGAUCUUGCUGACAAUAUCACUUGUCUACAUACCUGGGUCAAUGGUAAAGAGAUCGCUGGUUGGGAAAAGAGCCCAUAUUUCCCCGACUCCCUGGUUGAUGUCCCGUUCCAUCUAAUCAAGGCCGGUGACUUUUACGGAUACGACAAGUCAAACGAAUUCUGCCACGCCAUCGGAGAGGCAUGCAACGUCCCCGUAACUGCUGGGGAGGCCAUCAAGGCUUGGAUCCGGGAUCUUGACACAAAGAACAAGCUUGGUUAUUAUGCGUUUCCACGAAACAUAAAAGCACCCAUCCAUCAGUUUUACUUUACUGACCAUGUUCUAAUAUGGCUUGCUAUCAAGGCUGCUGAAGCCUUGGGCCUCAAGGAUAAUCUCUUUGUCACUCGCAUGGCCGAUCAAAAUAUCGGCGAAGCACAUUCAAAGAAAAGCCCGGUUAGGAGAUACUAUUCGUCUAGCAUCGUUCGAAGUCAAAUACUGACCCGUUUUACGGUUGAAAACCCAAUCUCAAAGAAGAGGAUGCUAUCCGUAUCUCGAAGUCCCAGUCACAUCCGGUUUCUUUUUCGCAAUAAGGACGCGACAUUGUUUCAUUCUAUGGACUCUGGCCUUUUUGAUAAGCCUGGAGCAACUUCUGCAACGGCUAAGGACGUUUGGUCCAACAAACUCGACGUAUGGAAAAACCUUGUGGAUUGUCAGCGGCUUCACGAGGAGAACGACGACACAACCUGGGAUGAACCACUCCGCUUCGCUUUAUCCAUGAUUAUGGCUCAAAAAGGCAAGCCAAUUAAUUCUCUGUCGCCGAAGGAGAUGCAUGGGCGUGCUGCAUCCGUCCUUAUCAACAGUGUCUGGCCCAACGGUUUGUUCUCAGGGCAAUUAGAUUUUGAUAAUGAGCCAACAAUCUACACGGAUGAAUGGAAGAGAGACAAGUAUUGGGGUUGGACCUUUGAAAUCCCCUACAUUCUUUGGAAGUAUGCCCAGCCUCCAGACGAGCUAACGAUUGCAGAUAUGAGCGGAGAGCCUCAAUCAUCGCCCAUGUCGACCCUUGAUCCAGAAUUUUGGAUCUCCUUGAGAGGACUUAUUGAAAAUCAAUCUGAUCGAUAUGCCACGAGCGAGAUCAGGUCUCAGCCUAUGAAAUCUAGCUUCCCGUGGAACAGCCCUGUGAACCAGACGAACAUUGUCCAGCUUUCAGAUGAGUGGCUUUAUACUUUGCCAGACUUUUUCAAAGACUAUGAUGAUGAUGGAAUCGGCGUCGGAGAUCUCGAGGAAGCAUUUCAAAGGCGCAUUAAGCCUUCUGGGGUAGAUUACAGGCCCAUCAGUUCAAAUUUGAGAGGAGUUGCGGUCAACGUUCCUCGAUCGAAAGCCAGGAAGAAAAUACCACCGCGACUCGAAGACUUAUGUAAAGUUGCGAACGAUUGGGAUUUCCUCACGAGCUUGAUUAAGCAGAGACGACUGACCAAUACCUCAAAGAAGAGAUUUUAUGCUGCAUUUGCUCCACGUCCAGAACAACAAAGACCGUAUCCACAAAUUCGAGAAGAGUCGGAGGCCAUGCUGAAUUUCUUCUCCAAGCACAUUUCCUACGAUAAGUCUUUCUUUGAAUAUGCAACACUGGAGAAGAAUCGAUGGACAACUGAAUUUCAUCUUUCCUUUUACUCGCUAUGUUGGGGGGGCUAUCUGAGACAUCCGCACGAUUUUGUCAUCGAUACGUCUUCGACGAGCAAACGACUUGAUGGUAUGGUGUUGGCUAAAGUAGCCAUGGGCUGUCGAUUUGACGGUGACCUUUUUGACCGAUACUGGACAGUUUACUUCCUAGAGAGUGACCCAAAGACCGAACUGAACACACCCAAUGUUGAAAGCAUUGUGACGAACAUGCUUCGGAAUCGAAGAGAGAAGGGAGACAUAGACUUUACAACAUUAGAUGUCGACGCUUUGGAGGAUAACAAGGAACCUUGGAGGCAACGCAGAAUCCUCGAGCUUCUGUUAUUUCAGAGGAUGGUAGAUGAGAUGCGCAAGAAUUCUUUCAAGAUUCUGGACUAUACCAAAUCUAAUGUUUGGAAACUUCUGACAAAAGAAGAAAGGCCCAGCGUUACAUUAUAUACCGAGGGACUGCUGCGGGCAACAAAUGCGGAGCCUGGACGCAUAUAUUCAUUCCACAAAGUCAGCCAACGAUGCCAAUUAUACCAACACAUAUUGCAAAUAGUUGAACAAGACUUGGUCGAGAACUUGGCAAAGAUCGAACUAUGGAUGGGCAGGGAACACGAACGUCAUAAUGAGCCUCCUCGUUGGACUUUCAAUGAUGAGAUCCGAUACCGCACUAUCAUCUCAAAGAUGCUCAUCCAGAACAAUCACAGUGUUCAAGCCCUUCGGCAUACACAUGCAAACAUCUCCCAAUUCAAAGAGAUGUUGACAAUAGAACUUGAGAGGAUGAGCAAUGAGAUGGAUCGGCGACGAGAAGAUAACAUUAAGCGAUUUACUUAUGUCACGGUCAUAUUCCUACCACUGAGCUUUGGUACGGGCGUGUUCAGCAUGAGCGAUGCGCCCAGUGGUCAAACUUUGCAAAGUAUGAUCAAAACAUCUGCUGUGGCUUUUGUGGCUACAGCCUUAUUGUUGGUAUUCUCAGAGCAGUUGGAAUUGCUCCUGAGAUUCACUAAAAACGUCUUUUAUCAUUCUUCCCGCCCACUAUCCAGAUUUUAUCAUGACAUGGCUUGGGUUAAACGAGAAGCAGUGGAAGAGCCACCUGUUGGACCAGGGACGAGUCAUGGCGAGUGGGAGAGAGCAGACGUUUAG
Messenger RNA from Fusarium pseudograminearum CS3096, 3906 nucleotides. RefSeq lists its product as uncharacterized. Bases 1 to 3906 code for a protein of 1301 amino acids. The transcript is spliced from 4 exons. NCBI's taxonomy places the organism in Eukaryota, Fungi, Ascomycota, Sordariomycetes, Hypocreales, Nectriaceae. The record is from RefSeq and is a predicted model, not a curated record.